AGAGAAGGCAGAAAGGCUGCUCCCCAUAGUUCCUGUUCAUUGUUCCCUCAGCACCAUUUCCUCUGGGAAAUCUGGAGCCGUGGGACUGGGACCUGGACAAGGAUAAUUACUGGAAACGCUAAUAGGAGGGAGGGGGCGGACGGUGAGAAUGUACUGCUUCUAAAUGGCCUUUUUUUUUGUGGCCAAACUGGGUUUGUCCGCUCCUCCUUCAUUGGUCCAGUCCAACAUCAAUCCGCUGGGUAACCAAGACCCCCCUCAAGUUUGAAACUUUUUUUAACGAGGAGGACUCCGAUUACACGAAGAGCAGCAAACUUGUAACCGAUCUCACAGCCUGCGAGGGCAGAAAACACUCUUAAUAAUUUACAAAUCUGCGCCUGGUGGCUUUAACGGUUACCGAACAGGCAAAGCGAGGAGAGGACGUCUCACAGCGGAUAUCCGACCAACACAAAUCUUUAGAAACAUGUUGUGAAGCGACAAGGAUGAAGACCUGAGCGACUCUGCUGAUAUUAUCUUGUCAACUCGCUCCAUCUGACCGAAGACUUGACCAUGGACUCCUUCAGCACCAAGAGCCUGGCCCUCCAGGCACAGAAGAAGCUAAUGAGCAAGAUGGCCACCAAGAGCAUGGCUAAUCUCUUCAUAGACGACACUAGCAGCGAAGUGUUGGAUGAGCUGUACCGCGUAACCAAGGAGUACACACGCAACCGCAAAGAGUCUCAGAAAAUCAUCAAGAACUUGAUCAAGAUGGUGGUGAAGCUGGGAGUGCUUUACAGAAACAACCAGUUCAACAGUGAGGAACUGAUCCUGGUGGAAAACUUCAGGAAGAAGGUACACACUCUGGCCAUGACCGCCGUCAGCUUCCACCAGAUCGACUUCACCUUUGACCGCCGCAUCAUGAGCGGCAUUUUGAACGAGUGCCGUGAGCUCCUGCACCAGGCCAUCCGGCGCCACCUGACUGCCAAGAGCCACUCACGGGUCAACCACGUGUUCAAUCACUUCGCCGACUGCGACUUCCUGGCGGCUCUGUACGGGCCCUCUGAGGUUUACAGGGCCCACGUGCAGAGGAUCUGCAACGGGGUCAACAAGAUGCUGGAUGACGGGAACCUCUGACCUCCUGUUGUCCUACCUCUGCGUCAGCGCUUAUUGUUGGAUUUCCUUUUUUUUAUUUUACUAUUGUAAAGGUGACAAUCUUACAUUUGUACUCUACAUGUGUUGGCUUGUGGAUGUUAUUGUACUGACAUUUCCUCAUCAAGUUUGCCCAAAGACUAUUUCUGUACUUAACAGCUUAAAAUUCCAGCUGACUUCUUGUUUUAUAUAUGAAUGAAUGUAAAACUUUACAUUCUUAGUUAGUAUAUGUGACAACUGUGCCUUGAAAACCCAUUUUAUUCUUGCUUUCUCUAAUUAAAAACGCAACAAACCAAGGCACAGGCCUAACCUCUGUUGGGAGCAUUUAAGGAACAUGCAUCUGAAGAGGAACAAGGGAGGAUUGUUUGUAUUUUUUCUUCUAAAAGUAGUGUUGCACUCAUUCCUGAACAAGCGCUGUACCGUUUUCUCAUCUGCCUUGGUGACGCCAUGUGAAGCACAGCAGUCGGGUAAUCCUGCUUAGCCUGCAUUUUCCCCCGCUACUGUGCUCUGAAAUGCAUUUAGAGGAGAAGCCAGGCGUUUGUUUCCAAAGGCUGCUGUUGACUCUAAUGGUCUGGUUUCUGGCUACCAGAACAGAUGUAAAGUAAGGGAGUCACAGGAAAAACUACAAACAAGAAGGAAUGCGUUUGUGCUGCACAUUGUCAAUUGUUCAGAACGCCUCUCUGGAUGCAAAAUCAUCUGGCCGGGAAGAAUCGCGGCAAGGAAACAUCAGUGAGGCACCAGGUGCAAAGUUUUACCAGCAGGGAAGUCUAGAUGUUGAAGCCUGAGACUGCCGGUCAUUCAGAUCCUGGCUGGUUGCGGGCUGAAGUGGCUCUCCAUAAGCAGUCAGCUGAAAGACUGGCUGCUUGGAAGACCAGUCCAGGUACAGGAAUUAUCACAAAGACAGCGCCUGAUUGAGCUCUCCCGCUGCAAUUACAGCUCCCCGCUACGGGGUGGCGUAAUGGCCUAGAGCUCGCCUCUGUCGAGCAGCCACUUCAUUCCUCCUAAUGUGAUGGAGGCAACCACCUCUUGCAUGUAGUGCAAAGUCCUUUAAUUGACUGAAACAUGUUGUUUCUUCCCUCUUUAAGGAGCAUAUAAACAGUUACACACAUCCCUCUCUAAGCUCACAUAAUAAUGGAUGCCUUUCCUUUUUGUCCAUCCUGGUUUGUAUCACCAACUCUGACUGGGAAAUUGUUCUGUGCUGCAGCCUCAUUUAGCAUUCUGUGUGUGUGUGUGUGUGUGUGUGUGUACCUGUGAGAGAAUUGGAAAUUGAGCCGUGUAAUAAGUGCUGUGCUUUCCCUGAUAGGAUUGCUGAAACUUGAACUUCUUCUGCAGCAGCUCAGCCAAAGAAAACAGCACUGAUGAAACUCCAAAUGCUUCAUUUUCUCAGAGUAACACUCAGUAAAACUGUCUGCACUUGAUUAUUGACAAUAAGGGACACAAAGAACCUGACUGUUGUGGUUUCAGGCUGUUUCAAUUAACAACUUUUCAUUCUUACAUGACUUCUAGACUCUUUUUCUCAUUUUUUGGGCCCAUUUGACCACAUCAUUUUAGAAGGCUUUGAAGUAAAUCCCUUCCCCUUAAAGAGUUGACUCUAAUUGUCUUUUUAUGGCAUUUUUUCUAGUCCGUCCACAUCUCAGGGAACGUUUAAAUCCGCUAGUUUAAAAUCACCCUGCAGGCUGCUCAAACCGUCUCAUAUUUACAAAAGCUCUCGCAUUUAAUAUUCUUUUCACGUUUUUUUUUUUUUAACUUUUGUGUAUUUUUGUAUUUUCACAGAUUGUUUUGUGUCUCUGUACUGUAUCGUUACACAACAAAUAUAAUACAAAUUACUUUUUAAAGAAAA
Girardinichthys multiradiatus is the source of this 2962-nucleotide messenger RNA. It is a transcript of the gene tnfaip8l1, whose product is annotated as tumor necrosis factor, alpha-induced protein 8-like 1. Lineage: Eukaryota; Metazoa; Chordata; Actinopteri; Cyprinodontiformes; Goodeidae. Gene Ontology annotation, cellular component: cytoplasm. The transcript is spliced from 3 exons. The record is from RefSeq and is a predicted model, not a curated record. Gene Ontology annotation, biological process: regulation of apoptotic process. Bases 547 to 1107 code for a protein of 186 amino acids.